Messenger RNA from Solenopsis invicta (red fire ant), 4221 nucleotides. RefSeq names its product folliculin-interacting protein 1. The record is from RefSeq and is a predicted model, not a curated record. Gene Ontology annotation, cellular component: cytoplasm. Gene Ontology annotation, molecular function: protein-folding chaperone binding; ATPase inhibitor activity. The transcript has 12 exons. NCBI's taxonomy places the organism in Eukaryota, Metazoa, Arthropoda, Insecta, Hymenoptera, Formicidae. The coding region runs from base 317 to 3679 and encodes 1120 amino acids.
UCUUCGGGAAAAUCUGUACGCAUGGAGAAAAAAAAUGCCAUGAGGUAGAUAUUGGGAAAAUUCCGAUGAAAACUAUAUACGAAUGAUGGAUUCGAUAUGAAAGGCGCUCGGUAGGAGGUCGUUCCACCAAGUUGCGGCCUCGACCAUGCCAUCCGCCAGCGACGCUGAGCUAUUAUCUCGGGCAAUCAUAUGACUCCUCUGCACGUGACUUUAUUUACAGUAAGAGACUUAUACCCGCGCGAACAUGUAUGGUGCAGUUCCGCGUGACAUGAUAGACGCAGGUCCGAUCCGAGGCGAGGCGAUGCAAUCACCAUAGAUGACGGGCCGUGGCUAUAUGAUGCCGUUGCUCGAUAAGCUGCUACCUGCGAGGAAGAGCAGUCCGCGCGAAAGUGCUGAGAGCAUAGUGUUCAGUGCGCGAACAACUGGGAAUGAUAGUUAUUGUAGGGACUCCGUGUUGCAAGUUGGAGCGGAUCAAGUGCGGAUUUUGUUAUUUCGAGAAUGCGAAUGGCGCGGUAGAAAACUUCUCUUUGAUUCAAUGACGGUGCAGAAGCACCGAAAUAAAAGCGAAACUGUGUGCACUGCGGUGAACAACAAUGCAGAGGGAAAAUACGAGACACUUUUUAAUAUAGGGACUGCUCGUGAUUUCGAGCGAGAUAAGACUGUCGAAGAUGACGUGAAUCUGCUGAGUGAAAUGGUGUUCGGUACUGUGGCAAUGACGUACAGGGGGUCGUCGUUCAAGGUUCACUCGAUGAAUUCUCCACCAUGUAUCAUGUGCACAAAAAUAUUUCCGGCGACGGAGCAUGGCACGUGCAAGACGAGUGAAAAAGUCUCGGAUGAAGGACUCGGUCGGUCCUUGCACAUGGAAUCUACUUCCAGCAACACCAGUAUGCGAUCAUUUCAGUCCCGGCCGAGCUCUGGCAAUCUGUCGAGUAACGAUUCGCACGUGGGUCAGCGAAAGAGUUCGACGUGCUCGAGUAUCGGUAGCGGCUGGGACAUAGACAUAACUCCUACGACGGGCAGUUCGCAAUCGUUGGAGAGUAACGGAUCUUCCGGGAUCGGCAGUCUCACCAGCUUACGCAAAAGAUGGUUGAGGGCGGUCUCGACUUCUCUCGGACGAUCAGACUCCGACGAUGCCUUCGGGAUGCAGCACUGGAACGAGAACGGAAGCGACGGGCGUGACGGACACGGAAAGCGACACAAAACUAGACUGGGUUUGACGAUGUUAGUGCGAUUGGCUCAGGGUCAUGAAAGCCAGAUAAAGAUACGACUCUUAGAACACAUGGCUCUCCUAGAAGGGAUGCUGGAUCGUUUGCGGUAUUUUUGCAUCGAGACGAGCAACAUUACCGGUUUCAACUGCAAGAGGAUGCAGUUGACUGACAGAAUGUGCAGAGCGACGUCUCGAUUUGUUAUCUCGCUGUUGCAUAUACUUCUUGAUGUCGAUGUUAACAUCCGCACGCCUCUGCUGUGGCACGAUGUUCUGCUUAAUUCCGUGACGGUGAACGACAAGACAUAUACCUUGCAUCGCAGUUUGCAACAGAUGUGCCAAUUAUUCGACGAACUCGAUACAAAAUCAACAAAUUUUUUCCUUAGCACCGUGGUAACUGCCGUAUUAACGUAUCAUCUCGGCUGGGUGUACACCGUACUAUCUCCGCGUGAUCGGCAUAUGAUCGAGAAGCUGGGUAGCUGGUAUUCCUGCAAUCCACUGUGGGCACAACUUGGCGACUUGUAUGGCGCGCUAGGCAAUCCCUUGAAAGUAGCGCACACCGUAAUUGCGGGCGAUCCUCGGAAAAGCGAUUUAAUUAAUUCCGUAUUGUCGUUCCUGUCUUACUUCAUUCGCAGUGGGACAAUACGGAAAUGCCAGGAAUACCGUUGCACGUCGCAGCAAGACGUGGAGAUGGCGACGAACAUGCUGGAGCAGGCUCGCAGCAAACGACCGUACCUGUUCAGUAACAGGAGGCCGUCGUGUCCGUUCAACGAUCGAGAGACCUCGAUUCGCAGACGCGAGUCGCGCGUUUUACCAUCGCGCAAGUCGACACAGUCGUCCGAAACCGGCGGCGAUGCGCAAUGCAUUCUACGGCAUUCUGCGGAACGACCGAGGAUCUCGCGAUCCGCCAGUCCCCUGAAGCGUAGCGGCACCAUGAAAUCCGGCCUUGACACGCUCAUGACGAAAUCGACCGAGCCGCCGGUGGAUCUCAAGUUUCCAUUAAAGGAAUUUCUAACGCGUGAAAAUCACGAGAGCGAGAAAUACGAGCUGAUGCAGGAGGACCGAUCUAAGGAGGACGAAAAGAAAGAUUGCAAAGUGUCGAGCGAAGUAAAAAUAAUUGUUAGCGAGAUCGAGUCGCAGGAAGAUGUCACAUUGAAAGGAUGUCAGCCGCUAGAUUUCCCGCAGUUUCCUCCUCUGCGAGGCUUCGAGAAGAAGUUGGGAGCGCACGAUGCCGAAGACAGUCUUGCGACCGGAAAGGCUGAGCUCCAUCAUCAUCUGAAUAACAACGUGGAUCCACUCAAGAUGUUCUACAACAGACCCGAAUUACCACUUGACGCGAACGACGGAUUCGUCGAUGAAUUUAAGGAAUCGCAGGUCUUCUUCACCCUCGGUGGCGAAGACAAACCCGCGAAGUUACCGUUGAGGCCGCGUCUCGGAAACAAUUGUCAAUGUUCUUACACUUUCACGAGACUGCCCAGUACGUCUGCGCAACUUCCGGAAGGCGUGUUGAGAAAGAUCAUCCAGCGAAACUUUCCCGAAUCGUCGAAAAGCAUACAGCCGCCUCCGGGGACGGCGUCCAGUAUGGGUACGAGGUCCAUUGGCUUUUGUUUAAAGUGCAACGGUCAGGGGUAUGCCGCCUCGCAAGAUUAUGACAGCAGCAAGCAGUUGUUGGAAACGCCGACGAACGCGACGGAGGUGUUACGCACGUGCGGAAGUUCCGAAGGUGGCAGAACCACGAGACUGUCGCGAUCCAACAGUCUCGAGGCUCUGAUGGAAGCCAAUAGCGUCGUGGAGCUGCCAAUGCCACAAUCGAAAAAAAUUUCACAGGUCAAAACUGGAUUAAUUAGAGAAAUGGGCUUUACCAAAACUCUCAUGAGAAAUAAAACGAUAAAUGACGAGAAUAACAUUUUAAAUACAGGCUAUACGUGGGGUUUGGUGCUACAGGGCGUAACCAAGAAAAAAAAGAGGAGAAAAAAGAAAUUGUCAGAAAGUGAAAAGGACAAUCCUGAGAUUGAAUCGGAGGAGAAGUGGUGGUCGUAUAUACGGGAGGAAAUUAUGGCCAGCGCUCGAUUUCCGACGAUCGAUCAACCAGUUGCAGAAGCACUCUGCGUGUUGGCCGAUCUGGACACGUGGCACGUUGGAAUCUUGUCGAAUAACGCGCCCUGGCAAAGUCCUCCGCUGCCAGUCGGAAUGUCGCGUCUGGUGUCAAAUAUGCUAGAAUCUUUCGCCUAUGUAUGGCGAAAAUACCACUCUCCUACCCAUUGCAUAGCCAUUUUGGAGUCUAAACUGAGGGAAUUAUGGUUAAGAAGCGAAGCCUUGGCGGAGAUGAUGAUGUCCAUGGAGGAGUCCGACGCCAAUGUGAACAGCUUAACGAACGCUCUUGAUCUCGAUGCAGCCGACAUACCACUUUUACUCGCGGUUGCAACCACUCAUUCUCCGGAAAUAGCGCAACGAUUCGGUCUUACGCUAACUUAAAUCCGUUCGGUUGUUCAUAUCGGUUUACUUCUUACGUCAUUUUGAUAGAUACUUUCUGAGUAGCGUAUCAAUAUGUGUUAAUAUCUAAACCAAAAGAAACUAAUAAUAGUCGCAGAAUAGCGUAACUUCGUAAAAUGUAAUUAAAUACCUAAUCGUAUGCGCGUAAAUUAAAUUAGGCUAUAGGACAUUAAGAAUAAUUCUCGCGUUUAGUCAUUCGUUUUAGCGUUUUUUUUUUUUUAAUGAAUUUUAAUGAAGUGAAUAUAUAGUUCUUAUAACACUAAAUCAAUAGCCGAUGAUUUUUUACUAAUAAAUAUACGUACUGUUGGUAUUCAUAAUCGAUUCUUAUAUUUAAGAUCAUUUUAAGUUUUAUCUUAAGAUGUCAUCAACCAAUCAGAGAGCCGUAUUAGCAUCUUAAGAUAUUACUUAAAACGAUCUUGAAAUAAGAAUCGACUAUGAAUACUGGCCUUUUGGUUUUUUUUACACGAUUCAAACGAGUUUACAAUUGUACACAUUGAAUUAAUAAAUUCCGAAUAAAUUUUUUA